Messenger RNA from Linepithema humile (Argentine ant), 820 nucleotides. RefSeq names its product Small ribonucleoprotein particle protein SmE (gene SmE). The record is from RefSeq and is a predicted model, not a curated record. Gene Ontology annotation, cellular component: U4/U6 x U5 tri-snRNP complex; U5 snRNP; precatalytic spliceosome. Gene Ontology annotation, molecular function: RNA binding. Gene Ontology annotation, biological process: mRNA splicing, via spliceosome; spliceosomal snRNP assembly. Lineage: Eukaryota; Metazoa; Arthropoda; Insecta; Hymenoptera; Formicidae.
AAAACAUCAAAUUGCGUCAGAUUCGAUAGCGUCCUACACUUGCGGAGCACGUUUUGGAAUAUUCUUCGUUCUUCGUAUAAUUUUUGAAUACUGAUACGAAAAUGUCGUACAAAGGGCCACAGAAAGUUCAGAAGGUGAUGGUUCAACCCAUCAACCUUAUAUUUCGCUAUUUACAAAAUCGCUCUCGUGUGCAAGUCUGGCUGUUCGAGAAUGUAAACCUGCGGAUCGAAGGCCACAUUGUCGGUUUCGAUGAAUAUAUGAAUCUGGUGCUGGACGAUGCCGAGGAGUACCAUCAAAAAACGAAGAACAGAAAACCACUUGGACGGAUCAUGCUAAAGGGUGACAAUAUCACGCUGAUUCAAAAUACCAAUCCUGGGGCGAAUUAAGAAGAACAUAACAUAACCUCAAUUCAGCCCAAUUUUGGCGGCUGCCGGCUUUGAUGGACUGGCGAAGUUUUGUGGACUAUACAGAAAAAAAAAAACACUCAGGGAGUUUCUUGAAUGCAAAAAUCGAUAAUUCUUUGAAUGUGAAAAAAAUGUAUCGCGUGAUUGAUGACUAUAUUUAUAGAAAUUUGUACUAAUUUUAGUUUUUUAAAACAUUUCUGUUGUGCAUCAAUGGGAUGAAUGUAACAUAUGAUUUGCAACAUAAAUUCUGUUAAAAAGACUGUUCAAUGAUUUGCAUUAACAUUCAUUCAAUAUCUAAUUUAAUUUAUGAUGAGUAUUCAUUAAAACAUGACAUGCAUUGUGAACACUUUGUAGAAAUAUAAAGAAUGUCAAAUCAUUUUGUAUGUAAUAUUCAAUAAAAGGUAUUAAAAUAUCCA